AGCCUGCUUUCAAAAAAUCGAUAAUUGGCGCAUAACAUCACCAUCGUGACUAUCACCGCAUGGUAAGAAUGUGUGUCCCACGUAGCAGGUAUGUCUCAGCGAAUGUUCUUGUAACCACUUAUUCACCCUCGAAGGAUCUUUAGAAGUAGAAGCACAAGCAGAAUGUCGAUACCCUCUCCUGACGCUCUUGGCGAACAGAGCGGCAGCUCUGCCUGGGAGUUCGUCUGCAAAACCUCGGAGUUUGAUGAGCACAAUCGCUGCCACCGAAGGUUGCGAAGUGGACGGUUCGUGACCGUUGUAGCGCACAAAGACCGAUAUCAUUGCAUCGACAGCAUCUGCUAUCACAUGGGCGGACCUUUAGGCGUGGGUGAUAUUGAGGACGUAAAGGUGCCGCGUUCUGCUACAGGAUCUAAAUCUGCUGGAAAUUCUGAGCUGACCUCAGGGCAAAAGCCUAGAACGGGGGGAAAUUUGUCUGAGUUGUUUGCGCCAGUAGGUGGCCUGAUACGAAACUUCUUUGGCGGGAGCUCUAGCAGCACGGAAAUCGGCGGAACUUUUCAUGGAUCACCAGAGACUUUCACGCCGCAAUCAUCGGGGACCGGACAAGGGCGUGCGCAUGGCAGCAGGACAUCGCCGGGGACAGCGCCACAUCCACCCGAUGGUCACCCAAUGCCAGAGGAGCCCGUAAUUCUUUGCCCGUGGCACUAUCAUAAAAUUUCGCUAACAACGGGCAAAAAGUUUACGGAGGGCCUCAAGCCGCAUCGAGAUCGAUUCACUGGUGCAUUUACCAUGAAAAAGUGCGGUCUGCAAGAAUCCCCGCACGCUUUCCAGCAGGUACAUGUAGCAAAGGAGGAACAAGGUAAAAUUUUCGUUGUGGAGUGCGGCAAAGAGGAGGCUGCAGCAGGUCUGAGCGGCUGGCUCGGUGUAGCAACUGCCCCUGCCGUACGGGAUUGUGUUGGCCUGGAGCCUCCGCCAGUCGCGAAAGCGAAUACCUAUGCUUUCGAUUCAACGUGUGCUGGAAAUUUAGCUGGAAGGCCGCAAAUUCAUUCACGACAAUACAGAGCGCAGUCAGCACCAUACUCAAUAGACAGUGGGGGAAGCAUCUCUUCAAGUGGACCAAUAGUGGCUGCCCCAAUUGGUGGCGUCGUUGAUAGCUCGGCCUCUUGCAUAGGACCAGGAGGCAGCAUGGGGGUGUUGGGAAACAUGCCAGGCCCCAGCUCUUUAGGUUUCGCUCCCGAUUGCUCACCAAUAGUGGGAGCCACGACAGGAAAGUUGGAUUUGGAUGGAAAUUGCCAAGACCCGAUGCUGGCCGUACCGCAGAUGAGAAAACGAUCGUUAGAAGACGACCCUGUACAUGAUGCGCCCGCAUCGAACUUCGUAUCAACAAAAAGGCCGCGUUUUGGUACACCUCCAAGCGUCUAGUUUUUAUUUCUUGAUUGCGGUUGUUGCUUGCUUUUGCUUUUAAACAAACGGUGCGGGAAAGCGAACAACCUGCGCAGGGAUUGCACACAUAAUGCUCUCAACCUAGUUUCGCAGACGCUGAUCUAAACCUUCAUUUGGAUGAUUUCGCGCUAGCAGCAGCUAAAUGACAGCUUAUCGGUUGACACAAAAGGAACAAGAACAACAGAUCCGCUUUAGAAAUCAGGGAACAGACCUUGAGAAACGAAAAAUGCACACGCGUUGAUUCAUGAUUAUGGAAUGCAAGCAGGUUCAAACACUAGGAAAUUCAGAUCGAACACGUGCGCAUGAUAAGAUCGAAACGAAAUCCAUAGGGAUUUCU
Molecule: messenger RNA, 1777 nt
Organism: Amoebophrya sp. A25
Lineage: Eukaryota; Dinophyceae; Syndiniales; Amoebophryaceae
Source: the annotation of a GenBank genome assembly